AUGGCAGUUCUACAGCCCCUACUGUUAAUCCUCCUGCAUGUGCUGCUCACUUGUCCAGCAGAAAUCAAAUUCUCCAAUGGAUUCUUCUAUCAAGACAUCUUGAGAGAAAAUAUUGGAGAUGUUCACUGGUUCACUGGUGUAAAACUCAAGGUUUCAUCUGAAGUGCACUCUGUGUUUGCCAUGAGUGGAAGUAAUGUUACUCUUCCCUGCUGGUACUGGUAUGAACCACCUGUGAGCGGCCCUCGCCAGGUCAGGGUAAAGUGGUCUUGGUUCCCAUCCCCUGAGGCACAGGAAUCAGAUGUUCUGGUUGCCAUUGGUGACCGCCAGCGUAGCUUUAGGGACUUUAAGGAUCGGGUCUUUCUUCAGCAGGAAGCUCCUGGAGAUAUCUCCUUGAUCAUCACUCAUGUGAACCUGAAUGACAGCGGACAAUACCGUUGUGAAGUCAUUGAUGGUCUUGAAGACGAAAGUACAACGGUAGAUCUGGAAUUAAGAGGUGUGGUGUAUCCCUAUCAGCCUCCUUUUGGCCACUACCGUCUCACAUUUACUGAAGCCCAAAAGGCAUGUGAAGGACAAGACUCAGCUGUGGCCACAUUCAAACAGUUGGUCUCAGGCUGGCAAGAGGGACUAGACUGGUGCAAUGCCGGCUGGCUGGCAGAUGGGACAGUGCAUUACCCCAUCACUCAACCACGGCAGGCUUGUGGAGGUCUUGACUUGACCCCUGGUAUUCGCAGCUACGGUUCAAGACACCGGCGCCUGAACCAUUAUGAUGUGUUCUGUUUCUCCUCCAUUCUCAGGGGGAAAGUGUAUUACCUUCAACACCCUCAAAAGCUCAAUUUCACUGAAGCAGUGCAGGCCUGCAUUGAGGAUGGAGCCUUAAUAGCCAAAGUGGGUCAUUUGUAUGCAGCUUGGAAGUUCAUGAGGUUAGACCGGUGCGAUGCUGGUUGGCUUGCUGAUGGAAGUAUACGCUAUCCCAUUAUUAAUCCACGACCAAAUUGUGGCCCUACAGAGCCUGGUGUUCGUAGCUUUGGAUUCCCUUCUUCAAGCCAAAAGCAUGGAGUGUAUUGCUACAGUGCCAGCUAA
Myxocyprinus asiaticus (Chinese sucker) is the source of this 1080-nucleotide messenger RNA. RefSeq names its product hyaluronan and proteoglycan link protein 3-like. The coding region runs from base 1 to 1080 and encodes 359 amino acids. The record is from RefSeq and is a predicted model, not a curated record. Gene Ontology annotation, molecular function: hyaluronic acid binding. Gene Ontology annotation, biological process: cell adhesion. The transcript has 4 exons. NCBI's taxonomy places the organism in Eukaryota, Metazoa, Chordata, Actinopteri, Cypriniformes, Catostomidae.